AUGGAGUCCGCUACAUAUAAACACCUCACAUGGAAGGAGACCAAGCCCGGCAGGUGGGAACGUGAGAUCGAUGAGGUGGAGCAAUUUUAUACUACACUGGCAAGGAGAUUCGAAGGAUCUGGCCGCACUUUCUUUGCCAUGACGGCCCAUGUGUCUCUGUCCAUUGCAAAAGAUCCAACUUCGCACCAAGCGACUGAGCUGCGUCUCACCAAUGCUCUGCGAGUUGCGUGGCUGCGGCUCCGGUACGACCAUCCGACUAUUGCUUCCUGGGUCGAGGAAGACCGUGAUGCCAAGGUAUGCAAGAAAAUCUAUCAGGCUUUCUCGGAUGCAGAAGAUACCCAGCAGUCUACUUGGCUGGAGGAGACAUUCAAGGCGAUAUCUACUAGCCAGUCAGGAUCACAAUGGUGCAACUCAGAUCCCCCCGUCCCCAAGUUGCCCACUAUUUUCUUGCUCAACCACCCGGUCGCUUCCGAUGACGAUCUGUUUCAAGCAGACAUUGUACUCCGAGCGCACCAUGAUAUCAUUGAUGGAAUCGGAUCACUUCACCUACUCAACAACCUUGUGAAGUAUGCUUCCCAGGCCUUUGAUCAUCCGGAAAGCUUCCAAGUUCCCCAAUUCCAAGACGAAUGGAAAAACCUCAGUCCCCCAUUCCGUGUUGCUGCUGCCAUUCCAGCAAGCCUGACACCCGAUCAAGAAGCAAGGCUCAAAGCUAUCAUGGCGGAGAAUGAUUCGAUCCGCAAGGCUGAAAUUGCGACAGUGCCUUUUAAGCAGGGCCCAACUGUUCCUGGACGUCAUCAGCGAGUAUCAAUGACUCUUUCCCCAGAAGAUACUGAAAGGCUGCUACUAGCUUGCAAGAAGCUAGGCGCCAGUGUGACACACGUCUAUCAUGCCGCACUUGCUCUUUCCGUUCGCGAUCUGCAAGAGAAACACCCCGCGGAGCGCAAAGUCCGCUACAUCAAUUAUUCCCUUAUCAAUGAACGCAGCCACUGCGAAUCGCCGUACAGCAGCCCUCAGCAUGCAGCGUCGGUAUACCACUCCGUGUCCGGCCAAAGUCUCGCGAUAGACUUAACAGUGCCGGGCCUGGCAAGUUCAGGCUCUUCACCGGAUGAAGAGCGCCUGGAAUUUUGCCAGACCGUUGAGAAGGUGAAAGACUACUACCUCGCAAUCCGGGACGAUAAAGAACAUAUUUUCUUUGUUCCGUCGUACUGGACAUUUUCGACUCCUCCAUAUCCCUCAGGCACGGAAGCACCACCAGUACCUCCCCCAAACCAGGCCCCUUCAGCUUCGAUUUCUAGCAUGGGAGUGGUCGACAAAAUCCUGUCCCCAACACAGGGGAAGUUUGAAUUGGAUGACCCUUGGGUGACUGGAGAAGAGCUCGGGACUGGCCUUGGUGUUUUCCUUGGGACAUACCGUGGAAGUUUGUGCCUGAGUGCAGCAUAUAAUGAUGUGUGGCAUGAUGAAGCCGAGGCCCGGGCCUUCUUGGAUAAGUGCAAUAACAUUGUGCUGACCCAUUUGCUGUCAAAUGAAUCUUAA
Penicillium paradoxum is the source of this 1533-nucleotide messenger RNA. RefSeq lists its product as uncharacterized. NCBI's taxonomy places the organism in Eukaryota, Fungi, Ascomycota, Eurotiomycetes, Eurotiales, Aspergillaceae. The record is from RefSeq and is a predicted model, not a curated record. The coding region runs from base 1 to 1533 and encodes 510 amino acids. The transcript has a single exon.